UAAGAAUUGGUCGUGCCACACAAAACCGCUACGCACGGACGAUUGUCGUAAAUCCAGAUUAAAAAGUACGUCCGCUAUUAUUUGUUUUUAUCGCGAAAUGUGUAAGAUUUAUAAAUAAAUGCAAUCGCUCAAAGUAAACAUCUAAGAUAAAGCAUGAAAGGUGUCUAAUCUCAACUCAGCAGCUGUUACGAGCCAUUUAGAACUUUUGGUCAAGGGCAUGGCGCAUUGACUCUGGCAUUUGGCUUUGAAUACCAAACCAGAUCUAGUCGGGAGCUGUGAACAUGCUGCAGCCAACGCUCGCAUCAGAGCUGGAGGGGAAUGGCGGUGUCCAGGAUAGCAUUGUGUUGGGCAUGGCAGGCGUGUGCCUAGAUGACACCGAUAUCGAUGUUGAUCCGGAUGCGGAUGUGGAUGUGGAUGUCGAYGUCGACGUGGAUGCUGUGCCCGAGCGUAAGCCACAUUUCUUAGACUAUGAUGCUGCUGCGCCGCCCGAUUAUGAGGAGAACUAUGGCUAUAGAAUUGCCGCUGGGGAGCAGUUGAAAAUGGACAAGAAAUUCGAGCGGGAUGGCGAGAUAAGCGAUUACGAGCUGGCCGCCAGUGGCUAUACCAAGAAGGAGUUCACCCAGGACGAUAAUACGCUGCACUACACCCACAGCAGCGGCGCAGCUGGCGCCAAGAAACCAGCCAAGCACUUUCUGGAUGAGAAUCCUAUACCGCCUGAUUAUAUGCUGGCACAGGAGCUGCGCGAGCAUCGCAGCCUGGAUCGAAAUUUCGAGCGGCAGUCGGCGCAGCAACAACAGCAGAAGGAGCUGCUGCCAGCUCAGCGUCUGGGCUCACCCGCAGGAGUAGGAGCCGGGGCAAUGGGCACAAGUGUGGGUAGUCGGGCCUCGCGUAGCAAGGAGCCCUCGUAUACGCUCUCCCGCUUCCUAGAUGCUGAUGCGGCGCCACCGCCCUUGCCACGCCUACCCAAAGGCACCGCCUGGACGAGCACAAGCGACGUGGAUGCCACGCUGGGCGCCAAGGUGGAGUGUGUCUACUCGCUGCUGUCUAUGCUGGGCUCCAACGAUCCUCUGGAGAUGUCGAAAAAGUUUCUCGAACUGUCCGCGAAUAGUCAGAGUUGUGCCACAUUGCGUCGCUCCGGCUGCAUGCCGCUGCUGGUGCAAAUGAUGCAUGCGCCGGACAACGAGCAGGAGGUGCGCAAGUGCGCCAGCCUCGCGCUGCACAAUGUGGUGCACAGUCACCCGGAUGAAAAGGCGGGCAGGCGGGAGGCGAAGGUGUUGCGCCUGCUCGACCAAAUAGUGGAUUAUUGCAACUUCCUGAAGACGCUGCUGCAGAGCGGCGGCGAGGCCAUAGCCGAUGACUCCGAUCGUCAUCCGCUGGCGGCCAUAUCGUCCCUAAUGAAGGUCAGUUUCGACGAGGAGCAUCGGCAUGCCAUGUGCGAGCUGGGCGCGCUGCAGGUGAUACCCAAUCUGGUGCACCUGGAUCAUGCCGUGCACGGACCCAAGCCGGAGGAUCAGUGCUGCAAUUCGCUGCGACGCUACGCGCUGAUGGCGCUCACCAAUCUCACGUUCGGCGAUGAGAACAACAAGGCGCUGCUCUGCGGCCAGAAGCAGUUCAUGGAGGCGCUGGUCGCCCAGCUGGACACGAGCGGACCCGACGAUCUGCUCCAGGUGACAGCCAGUGUGCUGCGCAAUCUCUCCUGGCGCGCGGACAGCAACAUGAAGGCGGUGCUCAACGAGAUCGGAACUGUGACGGCACUGGCCAGGGCGGCCAUGCGCAACAAGAGCGAGAAUACGCUGAAGGCCAUCCUCUCGGCACUGUGGAACCUCUCGGCCCACUGCAGCACCAACAAGGCGGAGUUCUGUGCCGUUGAGGGCGCCCUCGCCUUCCUGGUGGGCAUGCUCAGCUAUGAGGGGCCCAGCAAGACCCUCAAGAUCAUCGAGAAUGCCGGCGGCAUUCUGCGCAAUGUCUCCAGCCACAUAGCCGUGUGUGAGCCGUAUCGCCAGAUCUUGCGCCAGCACAACUGCCUGGCCAUCCUGCUGCAGCAGCUCAAGUCGGAGAGCUUGACUGUUGUGAGCAACUCGUGCGGCACUCUGUGGAAUCUGUCCGCACGCUGUCCGGAGGAUCAGAAGUUCUUAUGGGAUAAUGGCGCGGUGCCGAUGCUGCGCUCGUUGAUACACUCCAAGCAUGCCAUGAUCUCGGAGGGCAGCUCAUCGGCGCUGAAGAAUCUUUUGAAUUUUCGGCCCGCUGUGCAGAAUCAGGAUCAAUUGGAUCCGAUUGCCCGCUCCAUGGGUCUCAAGCAGCUGCCCACGCUGAAGGCGCGCAAACAGAAGGCGCUGCAGCAGGAGCUGGGCGAACGGCAUGCCGAGACCUGUGACAACUUGGAGAGCAACAACAGCACUAGCAAUAGCAACAACAAUAACAAUAAUAAUAGCAUCGGCACGAGCGUCAUUUCCCAUAAGGUGCGACGCCAUCCGGCUCCCACACGUCUGUCGCGCUCCGCCCUGCUGACCAAGAGCGAGAGCCGUGACUCUGUCUAUUCGGCGAAGUCGGACACGGCCUACGAGCAUCUGAUGCGCUCAGAUGCGGCCAAGAGGCAGGGCAACUUUGAGCUGGAGCUGGAGCACGAUGUGGAGGCCACAGAGGAACAGCCCAUUGACUAUUCGGCCAAGUAUAGCGAAGGAGCGGCCAAUAGCAGCGGCAAAGCAACAACAUAUCAGGAAACGGAUUUGGAUCAGCCCACGGACUUCAGUCUGCGCUAUGCGGAGAAUCAAUUGGAGUCGGACAUGAAGUCCGCCGUGGGCUGUGCACCGAGUGCCAAGGCAUCGGGCGAGGGCCAGGAGAUCCUGCUCAUGCUAGAUGACAGUGUCAAAUGCUAUCAGACCGAGGAUACGCCAUAUGUCAUAUCGAAUGCGGCGUCUGUCACGGACUUGCGCCAGGCGGCCAAAGCGGAAGCUGAAGCGGAUGCCGCCUCAUCGCCACCCGCUGAGGCGAUCAUCAAGCCAAGCGGCGUGGAGGAGAGCUCCUUGACGCAACCGCAGGCGCCCCUUAAGCAGCAAUCUUCUAAGCUGUCCUCGGCUCUGGCUUCUGGCUCCUACACGCCCGAGAAACCCAUCAAUUACUGUGAGGAAGGCACUCCCGGCUAUUUCAGUCGCUACGAUUCGCUUAGCAGUCUGGAUGAGCCUGGCAAAUCGGCUCCAAAGGCAGACGGCAAGUCGGUCAAACUGGAGGAGCAGCAGCAAACAGAGCAGCCAGAGGUGCAGCCGCAGGAGGAGCCAACACCAGCCAAAACCAAUUCGGCGCUCGAGACGCCGCUGAUGUUUUCUCGACGCAGCUCCAUGGACUCCCUGGACGUGGAUGUGGCCAAUUGCGAUGACAAGAGCUCGGUGGUCAGCGACUUUAGUCGCCUAGCCAGCGGUGUCAUCUCGCCCUCAGAGCUGCCCGACUCGCCCACACAGAGCAUGCCGCAGUCGCCAAGGCGAACCAGCGUAGCAGGCGCCAGCGUUGCCCUGCCUCCUGGCAGUGGUCGACGCCAGCAGCCGUUGCGCAGCGUCUUCGAGGAUGAUCUGAGCAAAUUCAAUGUGGAGAACACGCCCGCGCAGUUCUCCGGCGCCACCAGCCUGAGCAACUUGAGCAUCGUAGACGAUGACAAGCCCAUGGGCGAGGACAACGAUGUCGACAAGGAGGAUGAGCUGCUGCUGGCCAGCUGCAUCAACAUGGGCAUGCAGCGUCCUGCUACUGCAAGCGCAGCGGCAGCUGCAGGCAGUGCAACGGGAACUGGAACGGCAGCUGCAGCAGCCUCUGCAGAGGAGACGACACGCAGCUACUGCACCGAGGACACGCCCGCUCUGCUCUCCAAGGUGGGCAGCAACACCAAUCUCUCGGCCAUAUCCAUGAACUCGACAGCUGAAACACAGCCACAGCGCUGCUCCCUCAAUCUCUCCGACGACGUCUCCUCCAAUGCGUCCGAUAGUGGCGGCGGCGCUGGAGCCGCUGCCAUGCUCCAGCAGUGCAUUCGCGACGGCAUGCAGAAGCCCAGUCCGAUGCCAGCGGCGCCUCUUAACGAGGAUCCCAUUGCAAUGUUGCGCCGCGGUGGCAACAUGCUCCCCACCUAUUUGCCCGUCAGCGAUGAGAUGAGCAAAUAUCUGGUGGAGGACAGUCCCUGCAAUUUCUCGGUUGUGUCCGGUUUGUCCAAUCUAACCGUGGGCUCCAGUCUGGUCGGACCUGCGGUGCAGCUGCAGGAAACAACUGGCAGUGUCGAUGCAUCUGCCGUGAAGUCAGAGAGCCAGGAGCCAGCCCAGGAGCAAGUCAAUCGACCGGCGCAGUGGCAGGACGAUUCGUUGAGCUCUUUGUCCAUUGACUCCGAGGAUGACACCAAUUUGCUGAGUCAGGCUAUUGCCGCCGGCUGCAAUAGACCCAAGUCGAAUCUGGGCUUCAGCGGCACGAGCGCAACGAGCAGCAAACGCUCCAGCUCGCUGUGCUCGUCGUCUCAGCCCAUAGCCAUCAAUGCGGCCACCUCGGCGUGCUCCUUGAAUUCGGCAAUGAGUGCGCGCAAGACGGUGCAACAGGAAUCCUACAGCUCGGUGGACUCCAGCGACUCGAAUGACAAUCAGUCCAAGUCGCUAUUCGAGCUGUGCAUUUUGAAUGGCAUGUACAAAUCCAAGGAGCCGAGCAGAUCGCAGCAGCUACAGUUACAGCAGCAGCAGCAGCAGCAAUCAGCGGCACACUCAAAUCCCAAUCUGAAGCAAUUUGAUUCGCUGCCCGUGCAAUUGCCAGUGCAGUCGAAGCGGCAGCGUCAUCAUCACCACCAUCAUCAUCAGCAUCAGCGGGAGCGAGAGCGCGAGCGCAAGGAUGAGAAAUUGCUGCUGGAGUGCAUCAAUACGGGCAUCUCGAAGAAAAUAAAUGCCGUGCCAAAAAACGGGCAGGCUACGUCUGCAGCUGCAUUGGAACCGUGUCACCCAAUGGCGGCUACUACAUCAGCAAGUGUCCACAGCACAGCAGCAGCAGCAGCUCCAGACGUAGAGCAGAAAUCGCACGCACCAUCAACCCGUCACAACAGCCAACCGGCCAGCCAGCAGAGCCAUCAGUCACCCAGGCACGGCAUCGACAUCGACACAGACGCAGCAAAAAGUCCAGCUCCAAGUCCAGAGAUCGUGAACACGAUCGAUCACGCGAUCGUUACUGGGUCUAAAAUAGUCCUGGGGGAUAACGAUGCGGAUCGUUCCAGCGAUGAGUCGAAUCAGUCGUUGAUACUGGACACCACAGUGCGGCUGGACGAGAUCCCGGAUGACAGCCGGCCACGAACGGCGGACAAGCACAAGGAUCCCGAUCUAAUGCUCAAAUCUGUGGAGCGUCUCACAUUGGAGUUUGUGACAUCCGCGGAGCAAUUGCGCACGGGCAAUCACAAUCACAGUCAGAGUCAGAGCCAUAGUCACAGUCACAGUCAGGGCAACACCUGGAACGAGCACACCUGUCCCAAUGAUGUGUCCUUCCCGAGCAUUAGCCAAACUGCGCCUGUGUUGGGUGCACUCAGCUUGGAUGAUGCUGAUGUGGAUGAUAUGGAUGCGGAUGCUACAGAGGCGCAGGAUUUGCAUGAUUUUGCCGAAAUCACGCCCACCAAUGAGACGCAACUGCUGUGCUCAUUGGGUGUGGUUAACGGUGAUGCCAACUUCCAGCAGCCCAACUCCCUGGAUAGUCACACUCUGAGCGACACGCUCACCGAGCAGCCCGAGCAGAGUCAGCAGAGUCUGUCGUCCGGCCUCAACUUUCAGCUGGGCGGGCAGGUGCAGAGCGCUGCGGCGCGCAGCUGCGAGCAGCAACAGAGGCUGCUGCUAUUCAACGGCACAAGCGCCUCCAUGAUGACCAACUCCACAAUGAUUGCGUACGAGGCGCGAGCUCUGGCCGACAAUCUGCAGCAGCUGCAGGCGUCCGAUCCCGAUAGCAAUGAGCACAACGAUGACAGCACCCAGUUGACAUUCAGCAUCAAUGGCAGCCUGGAUCUGGACAAUGUGCGUCCACCAUCGGGCAUGGAGUCGCUGAACUCUGCCUGCAAUACGCAGCCGAGCUCGUUGCGCCUGGCCCUGCCAACCAAAUCGCCAAGAUUUGGACGCAAGGCCUUUCCAGCCGGUCUGGUGGCCAGACGUGCGCUUGGCCAGUUGGCGGGCAGUGCCGAGAGCGUGAACUCCAGCUGCAACCUACUGGACAACAUAAAGCCGCCGUCACUCAUGGACGAGCUGCUCGAUUCGAUGAUCAGCGUGGACAGCAUCCAGUCGGAGGUGGCGGACGUUGAGCAGGAGUGCAGCAUGGCAACCACCAUAUCGGUAUCCAAUUACGAGACGGCCGCUGGUGACGACCAGACACUGACUGUGCUCCAGAGCUGCUGUGACUUCGAUGACGAGGAGGACGCCACCAUGAACGAUGAAUUUAGCUCCGCGGAGUCAACUCCCAAGCAGGGCUCGACACCUUCGCCGAAUCGUCGCACUCUCACGCCUAAGCAGAAGCGUCGUCUGGCCAAAGAUCGUUACAAGACCUACACCAUCACGGGCAACGCCAUGGACAUUGUGGAGCCCAAUGAAACGCUGCAGAUUGAGAUUGUGGAGGCUGUGCCUGCUGCAGUGGCCCCAGCGACGCCAUCGCCCCGUGCCAAUGGACGACGACGUGGCAGUGCCGAACGCUACAAGACGCAGGUCAUUGAGUGCCCGCUCCACCUUCUGCAGGAUGAUUGCCCCAGUGAUCAGCUGUCCUCCAUGCGCGCCAUGAUGCAGCAGUUCACCUACAUCACAGACAUUGACAUUGGAAACUCCAGCGAAGCACCCGAGCCGCACGCUCCGGCUGAUGAUCCGCCCAGCUGUGACGGCGAUCAGAACUCCGAGACGGAAUCGUGUCACGGACGCGGCCAGUCGCCGCCAGUGGCCAAAGAGCUCACGCUGAAGCGUACGACUCCGCCGCCACAGCCGCCUGUCCUGGAGCCUGCAGCUGCUGUCAAGGUGGUGCGGGGACGCAAGAAGCCUGCCUACAUCUCGCCCUACAGCAUGCAGAGUCAGCGUAAUAGCAAUGCAGCCGCUGCUGCUGCCAAGGCCAAGACGAAGACGCUAUCGCCAACCAUAGCUAAGCGCAAUGCACUGCCUAGCACGCGGCUGCCGGCCAAGAAGAAGGCAACUCCGCCACCGGCAGCCACGCGUCUGGAGCGGCAGGGCACCUUCGUCAAGGAUGAGCCCACUAAUGUUAAUGGACAGGUGCCUGUCGUGGAGCCAGUAAGUCCCACGCAACGCGCAUCCAAGCUGCCCACAAAGCGGCCAACAACAGCAGCAGCAGCAACAACAAAGACCUUAGCGAAGGCAGCCUCACCCAAACGGAUCAUAGCCAAAGCAGCGCCUCGCGUGCUGCCGCCACAACAGAAACCGCAACAACGUGCCAAUACCAAUAUACGCCUGGCCAGUGCCAAGGCAGCGGCUGCCUCCCGCGUGGCCGCCCAAGCGAAUCGAAUAUCCAGCACGACUCCGCCCUCACGAAGCAAUUCGAAUUUGAAUGGUGGCAGUGCUGCCGUGGCAGCUGCGUCGGCGGCGGCCGUCAAAAUUAACCAGGCGCAGAGUCGCAUUGCCAAUAUCUGGAAGCGGGUGGAUGAGGCAAAAACCAAGACGACAAAAACCAAGCAAAUAUCCAAUCUGAGGACGCAACAAACGAAGUCUUCCAAUACGCUGAACGGCAAUGCGUCGCGGCCCACGCUCUUGCGCAGCUCCACGUUCGACAAUACGCCGCCGGAUGCAGCGGCAGUCGGUAGUCAAGCAUCUGGAGCAACUGCAGCAGCUGCCCGCUCCCGGCUGCCCAUUGGAGGAGUGCGCAAAUAGAAACGAACGCACAAAGCGAAUCCCGUCUUGCAUUUUCAUAUGGAAACAGAAUCAAAGAAAGUUUAUUAUAUAUAGAACUAUAUAUGUCUUACAUACCUAUAGAGUAUAUAUAUUUAUA
This is a messenger RNA of Drosophila arizonae, 7962 nucleotides long. RefSeq names its product APC-like (gene Apc). Gene Ontology annotation, molecular function: microtubule binding; beta-catenin binding. Gene Ontology annotation, biological process: nervous system development; pattern specification process; negative regulation of canonical Wnt signaling pathway. Gene Ontology annotation, cellular component: catenin complex; cytoplasmic microtubule; beta-catenin destruction complex. The record is from RefSeq and is a predicted model, not a curated record. NCBI's taxonomy places the organism in Eukaryota, Metazoa, Arthropoda, Insecta, Diptera, Drosophilidae.